AUGUCUCUAAGAAACCUCACAAGUUUUUGUAAUUCUCAGAAUAAUGUUGCAUUCAUCUUUCCAUGUCUUGAAAAGGUGAUAGUGAGCAAUUGCCUUAAGUUGGAAAAAUUUUCCGAGAAAAUUGUGAGCACACCAAACUUAGAAAAAGUCAAUAUUGUAGAAGUAGAGGAGGGAGAUGAAUGGUAUUGGGAAGGUGAUUUGAAUGCCACAAUCCAAAAGAUUUUUUCAGACAUGGUUCUUUUUGCAUCUUGUCAACAUUUGAGACUUUCUUGUUAUCCUGAGUUAGAGCAGUUAUGGCAGGGCGAAGUUUCCCCACCAGACAACUGCUUUAACAAUCUAAGAACAUUGAUAGUGGAGAAUUGUUCCUUUCUGUCACAAGUGUUCCCUUCUAACUUACUUCCUUCUUUAAGAACUUGGAGGAGUUGCAAGUAA
Molecule: messenger RNA, 432 nt
Organism: Prosopis cineraria
Lineage: Eukaryota; Viridiplantae; Streptophyta; Magnoliopsida; Fabales; Fabaceae
Exons: 2
Coding region: 1-432 (143 amino acids)
Source: RefSeq, a predicted model, not a curated record